Aplysia californica (California sea hare) is the source of this 2944-nucleotide messenger RNA. RefSeq names its product COMM domain-containing protein 8. The transcript is spliced from 5 exons. The coding region runs from base 36 to 599 and encodes 187 amino acids. NCBI's taxonomy places the organism in Eukaryota, Metazoa, Mollusca, Gastropoda, Aplysiida, Aplysiidae. The record is from RefSeq and is a predicted model, not a curated record.
UGUGUACAAUACUAUGUCAGGUGCCCCAUCCCAUCAUGGCGGACGAAAAGUGGGAGUCGGCCUUCCCUGUGCUCUGCAAAACUUCUUCUGCUGAUAUUGGAAAUGUUUGUCAUGCUGUAGCUGAAAGUUUCUGCCAGGAUGAUGUCAUAUCUGCUGAUGCAUUCCUGUCCACCUGGACCCUGGAGGAAUGGUGGCAGGUUCGAAGUGUUUUGACGGACAUUAUGAGAUCGGCUGUUGGGAAAGGAUGGUCAAAAGAGAAGAUUUCCGAGGAAUUAGGUUCCUUGGAUGAACCGUAUAAAAAAGUCCUUAUUGAUGUGAUCAAUGUACAUGAGGCCAGCCUGCGGAAAAAACUACUGCUAGACACCACUGCAGUUUCGCAUGCUGUGUUAUCUGAUUUUGAUUGGAAGCUGCAGUUGGCAAUGUCCAGUGACAAACUAGCUCAACUCCAAGAACUUCUGGUGCAACUGGAUCUGGAUGUCAGGGAGGCCGGUGGGGACCGGAAACGGGUCAUACUGGAGAUGGAUAAAUCAGAAUUAGGUCGCCUUAUCUCUUCUCUGGAGGCCUGUGGUAAAUCUGUGCAGCAGAUGACAACGUCUUGAUGUUGUGACUGUCUGAGAGACGACCGACGUGCAAUGUGAGGAAAGCAAGGGACUCAGUAGAGAUAUGUGAUGGAUGAAAAAAUAUGGCAGGACUGGUGAACGUGCAUGCUGUUCAAAGGACAGUGUUUUUAGGGGAGUUUUUUUGUGAGCAUGUAAUUUUUUUCCUAAUCUUACACGUUUUGGGUAAAUUGGGAAAAGUUCAAGAUAUGAAAAGGAGUGUUUGUGAAGCAUUCAUCUCAUGGAUUUAAAAAAAACAAAAAACUAGGCACUCAAUCCCCCAACUCCCCAUUACAAAUAUUUUACAGUGAUUUAUUUAUCCUAGAAGUACAGCUUGUUCUAGAAUUUGUUUAUCAUAGAUUUUUCUUAAUCCAGACUUUUGUGUCUCUCUUUCAUGAUUUUGAGAUGAUGCACUGGAGGGAGGGGGGGUGGUGGGGGGCUCUCAUGACAAAUGAUUAAUUAAUUGGGAGGAUGACUGCAGUGCAAUAGUGUGUAAAAGAAGGAGUCUAUCCAGUCACUGAGAAACAUAUCUGAGAGCUGGUUAAAAAAAAGUAUUUAUUAUUGAGAGAAAACUGGUCCGAUUUCUGAAAGAAAAAAAAAAGUAAGCAAGUAUAAGGAUCUGUGUAUGUGUGUACUUACAUGUCUCUCUAUAGGUAACCUCGGUGCCAUGUGGGUUUUAUGAGAAAUUUGGGGGGGGGGGCUCCUUCUGAACUGAAGUAUGAUGCUAAGCAUUCAUAUUUUGUUAAACUGUUAAUUCUUCUACAGGAGAAUAAAUGAAGUAUUAUCCAUUAUUGUCUUUUCUUAUCUGAUCUUAUCUAUUGCAGACCAUUCACUUUUUUGUAUCUCAUUUAUCAAGAAUAGAUAUUAAAUGUUUCAGACUCAAAGAAAUAUUAUGAGCAGAACAAUUUUUUUGGUGUUUCGCAGGUCCCAAAAAUUUGUUUUUCAAUUUCUCACCUGUACUUUCGCUCAGAUUAAACAAAAUGAUUGAAUGACAGAAAUUGAAAGUUAUUUCUGAACAAAAGGGAGUAAAUCAUGUUGUUGAAGAGAGAUUUGGAAACUUGUACAUCGAGGGUGCUCUGGAUAAAUUUACCCGAGAUGGAUAGAUUUCAACAAAUCAAUAGAUACUUUUGUUGACUUAAAAAUAUUAUUGGGGUCCCAGUAUGGGUAGUCAUCAGCUUCAAACAAGCAGCUUAAUAGCAUCAUCAUUAUACUUUAUAUGUGUUAAGACAUGGUUGAACCAGGGGCUCAUCAAUUUUUGGUCUUAUAGAGUUAUUAUAUCAGAAUAUUUGCAAUUGAAGUAGAUGGGGUCACCUGUUGUAAGAGGCAAAAUUAGAGAGAAAAUUAGCUGCCAAAAUUUGGUGACAUUCAAAGGUUGAGUGUGCUUGGAAACUGGAAAUUAACCUUUUCUGUGCCUUUAAUCAACAUUAUUCAGUAAAAUCCUCAAAGAAAUGUGUUUUUAACUAGAUCUUAAAGGUGUAGAGUCAUAAAACAAAAAUUCAAUAAAAAUAACCAAACGGACAGAAAAAUGCCAGUUUCUUCGAUAUCAUUAUGUUGACGAGCGCCUGAUUUCACCACGAUGCCUCACUAAAAUAUAGUUUAAAGAAAUAGCAGCCAAAAUGAGCAGUUGAACAAAAUGUAAAGGAGGGUGUCUUUGUUAUUUGCUUAUUAUGAAUACAUUACCUUUUUCCGGUUGUGGUACUUGUAAGGAAGUUUGAACUCAGAGCUGCUUCUCUGAAUGGGCCAAGUUCCAGACCUAAUGAAAGAGAGUGAUAAGCCCCAUUGUGUUUGUAUAAAGACACUGGUGUUCAUUUUUAGAUAGUACAUGUAUAUAUAAGUUUGCUGACUAUGAAUAUGCUUCGCUGAGAUUCCAGUUUGUUUUGGCACUGAAUAAAAGGUGUGACUGUAAUUAAAGGAAAACUAUUUUUUGAGAGAUUGUGUAAGAAAACCUGUGCGGGCAUUGUUUGUGUUCCUACCUAUUGGGAAUUUUUUUCUUCCUGGUCGGUGAGUGUAUGGUAGGUGCUCUGGUGUAAUUUGCUCCUUUUUUCCUGUCAUACAUCUGUCAACCUUAUUUCUCCUACUUUUCCUGUAAUUGUUACUCUCGAGUAACACCUUUAAUCUUCAGCACCUAUAUAUGACCUAUUUGUAUUUCAAGUGCUGUAAAACUCUUACAAAAACUUAAUUUCCUGGUUGUAAGUAAAAUGGCCUUUUUAGAAAAGGAGUUUGUGGUACAUUUUACUCCGUUAACAUAGCAUUCCUCAGACUCUAUUUGGUGCUUUUAUUGAUGAUGAUGAUGUUGUUGUUAUGCUUGUAAUCAACCAGCAUUGAAUAAAGAUUUUUUUUUCUUCUAA